AUCGCCUUCACCUUGGCCACUUUAGUGCCCAUACAGAAAGAGUUUGGGUUUGGCCUACUGACAAUCGGCUGCUCGCCCGGUGGUGGUGGCAGUAACAUAUGGACACUGUUGCUGGGCGGUGAUAUCAACCUCAGCAUGGUGAUGACCUUCAUCAGUUCUGUGACGGCAUUAGAAUCGUCGACUAACAUCUUCUCCGUUCGUCAGCUGAAGGAUCCUUAG
Messenger RNA from Protopolystoma xenopodis, 219 nucleotides. Lineage: Eukaryota; Metazoa; Platyhelminthes; Monogenea; Polystomatidea; Polystomatidae. The record is from the annotation of a GenBank genome assembly.